Pelmatolapia mariae (spotted tilapia) is the source of this 957-nucleotide messenger RNA. RefSeq names its product PIH1 domain containing 2 (gene pih1d2). Gene Ontology annotation, cellular component: ribonucleoprotein complex; R2TP complex; cytoplasm. Bases 1 to 957 code for a protein of 318 amino acids. Gene Ontology annotation, biological process: rRNA processing; box C/D snoRNP assembly. The transcript has 5 exons. NCBI's taxonomy places the organism in Eukaryota, Metazoa, Chordata, Actinopteri, Cichliformes, Cichlidae. The record is from RefSeq and is a predicted model, not a curated record.
AUGUGCUCCACUGGCAGUACAGAGGAUAUUUUGCAGCAGAUGAGCAAACUGUGGUCCAUGCUGGAUGAUCUCUCUGAAAAUGACCCUGCAGCCUACCGUACGCUUAUAGAGAAACAGAUGAAGGAAGGAGCUGAGUUCAGAGCGCCGCCCGAGCUGGACUCCUGCCUCUGCACUGAAAUACUGAAACCAAAGAAAGGCCUGCUGUACAUCAACAUAUGCGGCUGGAAACGUGUGCCUGCGCCUCAGGAUACCAGCAGGCCUUUACCAGUGUACACUGGAAAACUGGAAACAGGCACAAAUGAAGAUCAAGACUGGUAUACUGUGCUGGAUGUGGCAUUAAAUCCUGUGUUGCUGCAGGAAAGUAGGGAGAACAAAGCAGAGAUUAACCAGGUCUAUAUGCUGGCCCUGAGCUUUGCCCAGAAGCAGCUUGGGAUGACGUUAUCGCAGGAGUACAGAGUUGUCAACAGUAGCCCAAAUAGUAGCCCAGAUGAGAUGCACCGCCGGCUUGGAUUUCAGAAGUUGUCCAGUGCCCCCAAACAACCCAACACAGCUGGUCAGACACCAGCUGCCCUCCUGCAGCACAUCUCCUCCCUACAAUCAGAAAACCAAGAGGACUCUGCUCCUCAAAUUAUCUGUAGGCCUGCAGAGAAAAUAAAGAAGGAUUUGAUCCAGGUCAUCUCAGCCGCUUCUGUAGAGCCUCAGAAGCCAGAGUAUCGACUCGAGGUGAAGACCGAUGCAGCAGGAGUUCCUGACAGCGUGGAACUGACGGUGGAGCUGCCAAUGGUUUGUUCCAUGUCAGAGUGCCAGCUGAGCAUGUCCAAGGAUGACGUCUUACUGGAGGUGGAGGAUCUUUACUAUUUGCUUGUGGACUUCCCAAAAACUGUAAACGAAGACACCGCGUCUGCCAUCUUUAAUAAGAAGAAACGAAGACUUACAUUGAAAGUGAAUGUCUUGUGA